UAUUGCUGAUAAAUUUUGAGCUUGGGCUUCAAACGGAAGUUUAAGCAUCUUUUUCAAAAUAUGAAAACUCUUCAGAUGUAAUUGUAUAAUUUUCUCAACUUCUCCAAAUUCUCGGAUCAAAACGGUUAUGUUCGCACAGGGAUGGAUAGGUCACGUCAUUGAAUAUCUGUUUAAACCGUCGUCUCAAUCCCCCGGAUAAAGAAAGAGCCACCCGCUCCGAAUGUCACUACCUUUCUUCUCCUCUCUCCUCGACUCCUCAAUUCACCCUUCCCAAGUCUUCCAAAUCCACGCUCUCAUUCUCACCUCUGGGCUCUUCAACUCCCACUCUCUCACCUCAAAACUCCUUCAAUCUUCCUCUAAGUUCAACCAACUCCAGCAUGCUCGCCAACUGUUCGACCAAAUUCCCCAACCAAACAUCUUCGUCUAUAACUCAAUCAUCAAACUUCAUUCCAAUCACAACCUCUUCUACCACACCCUCCAAUAUUACUCCCAAAUGAUAAGAACAAAUAUGGGCUUUGACAGGUUCACUCUCCCGCCUAUUCUCAAGGCAUGCACAGGGCUUUCGAGCCUCAAUUUUGGUCGUUCCGUCCAUGCCCUUAUCGUGCGUUUUGGUUUUGAAUCAGAUACUUUUGUUCAGAAUGGGCUAAUAUGGAUGUAUGCAAAGUGUGGUGAAAUUAAACUUGCUACUGAUGUGUUUCAUGAGUUGAAGAGUAGGAAUGUGGUUUCUUGGACUUCAAUUAUAACGGGUCUAACUCAAAACAGGUACCCGUUAGAAGCACUCCGCAUUUUUCAGGCUAUGAGGGUUUCAUCGGAUGUUAGACCCGAUUUCAUUUCAUUAGUUACUGUGUUGAAGGCAUAUACUGAUGUUGAUGACUUAGGGCAUGGGAGCUCUGUUCAUGGAUUGAUAGUGAAAUUGGGGUUGGAUGAUGAAAUGGAUUUGGUUAUUACUCUUUCUGCUAUGUAUGCUAAGUGUGGCCAAGUGCUUGUUGCUAGGUUGUUGUUUGAUACAAUGCAGAAUCCCGAUGUGAUUCUUUGGAAUGCCAUGAUUUCUGGGUAUGCAAAAAAUGGAUUUGCCACCGAGGCGGUGGACUUGUUUAAAGAAAUGGUUGCAAGAAAUAUCAUACCCGAUUCAAUUACAAUAAGAUCGGCAACCAUGGCCUGUGCUCAAAUAGGCUCACUUGAAGUUGGAAAAUGGAUGGAGAACUAUACUUGCAAAAGUGAGUAUAAAGAUGACAUCUUUGUUAAGACAACUAUCAUUGAUAUGUAUGCUAAGUGUGGUAGCCUAAGCAACGCUCAUCGAGUUUUUGAAACUAUUAGAGAUAAAGAUGUGGUUGCUUGGAGUGCUAUGGUUGUCGGUUAUGGAUUACAUGGCCAUGGAAAGGAAGCAAUUAGAUUGUUCAAUGAGAUGAUAACUGUAGGAAUCAAGCCAAAUGAUGUCACAUUUGUGGGUAUUUUGUCGGCAUGCAAUCAUGCUGGGCUAGUUGCUGAGGGCUGGAAAUAUUUUGAUUCAAUGAAAGAGUAUGGAAUUGAGGCAAGACAUCAACAUUAUGCUUGUGUUGUGGACCUUCUUGCUCGAGCUGGUCAUCUGGAAAGUGUAUGGGGGGCAUUGUUAAAUGCCUGUAGGAUCCAUAACCAUGUUGAGUUCGGGGAAUUGGCUGCAGAACAAAUUUUUGAUCUUGACCCGUUGAAUGCUGGUCACUAUGUUCAGCUUUCUAAUAUAUAUGCUUCUACUGGAAUGUGGAGUGGUGUGGCAAGAGUCCGGGUACUAAUGGAGGAGAGAGGAGUGGCAAAGGAAAUUGGAAAUAGCUUUAUUGAGAUCAAUGGGAAACUUCAGUCAUUUCGAGUUGAAGACUUGUCCCAUCCGAGGUCACGGGAAAUAUUCUUUGUGGUUGAUGAAUUAGAGAGGAGGAUGAAUGAAUCUGAGUUUGCUCCGCAUAUUGAUUUAUAUUGCGCAUAUUGAAUGAGGGGAAUGAAGGAAUGCUUUUCAAUAACCAUAAUUCUAGAACACCAAUUUGCUACCAAUAUAUCAGAUGGAGAGAAAGGAGGUACUGGUCAGAGAUGUCACUCACCUCCGUCACUUUGUCGGAGUAAAAGUAUAACUCUCAACUCUUAUCAUAACUCACAAAGUUUUGGUGUAGUGGAGGACCUUUAACAUGAUAUCAUAGCAACCCGGGUUCAAAUCCCACUAGCCAUGUAUUUAAUGAUGAUUAAAAUUAAGAGAUGUUGCUGCGUGAUUCUAGAUUUUUGCCCAUGGAAAGAGCGCUUAACUAUAAUCCUUAACCCGCGCCGUGACUCUCAGAGUUAUGGUGUAGUAGAAGGUAUCUUUAACAACCUUAAAGCUGAGUUUUUGUUGAAAUAAUUUCUGAAGCUCUCUGCCAUAUUCUUCAGAUUUUGUGGCUUCAUCUCUUUUUAAAGAACAUCAAUGUUUUCAUGGUUAACCAUUUUAAUGCUGACCACAAGAGAAGGA
This is a messenger RNA of Asparagus officinalis (garden asparagus), 2467 nucleotides long. Its product is annotated as pentatricopeptide repeat-containing protein At3g12770-like. The record is from RefSeq and is a predicted model, not a curated record. NCBI's taxonomy places the organism in Eukaryota, Viridiplantae, Streptophyta, Magnoliopsida, Asparagales, Asparagaceae. Gene Ontology annotation, molecular function: protein binding; RNA binding. Gene Ontology annotation, biological process: RNA modification.